AUGGCGCGCGGGAAGGAGCUGACGGCGCCGGCGACGCUGGUGAUUCAGAAGGAGCUGUUCCGCACCGACGUGAGCAAAAACCACAACCGCCUCUCGAUCCCGGCGAGCCAGAUCAGCGACGGCUUCCUGACGGAGGAGGAGCGGCGCCGCCUCAGGGCGAGGAGGAAGGGCCGCGCGGACGUGAGGGUCGUGGAUCUGCGUCGCCAUUCUGGAUUCGUUGAUGAAGGAAAAUCGUUGUUUGAUUCGAUGAGGAGAGAGCAUGGGAUUCGCCCUAGCGUGGAGCAUUACGCUUGCAUUGUGGAUCUUCUUGGCAGAGCUAAUAGACUAAAGGAAGCGGCUCAGAUCAUAGCCGAUAGGCGAGAUGAGCCAGGGGCGAUGGUGUGGGGUGCUCUCCUCGGAUCGCGCAUGAUUCAUUGCAACGUGGAGCUUGCAGAGAGGGCGAGCAGGAUGCUAUUUGAGCUCGAGCCCACGAAUGCAGGGAACUAUGUGCUUCUUGCUGGGAUAUAUGCAGAGGCGAAAAUGUGGGACGAGGUGAAGAGAGUGAAGAAGGUGUUGGAAGAGAAGGGGCUGCAGAAGGUACCGGGAUGCUGCUGGAUUGAAGCGAAGAAAAUGGUGUACUCAAUUAGGUCUGUGGACGAGGUGAAUCCUCAAAUUGAGCUGGUCCAUGCUUUGGUGGUGAAGCUGUCGGAGGAGAUGAUGGAGCAGGGGUACGUGCCGGAGACGAAAUCGGUGUUGUACGAGCUUGAUACGGAGGAGAAGCAGCGGAUGUUGUUGGGGCACAGUGAGAAAUAG
Salvia splendens (bonfire salvia) is the source of this 792-nucleotide messenger RNA. Its product is annotated as pentatricopeptide repeat-containing protein At3g46790, chloroplastic. Bases 1 to 792 code for a protein of 263 amino acids. Lineage: Eukaryota; Viridiplantae; Streptophyta; Magnoliopsida; Lamiales; Lamiaceae. The record is from RefSeq and is a predicted model, not a curated record. Gene Ontology annotation, molecular function: protein binding; DNA binding; RNA binding. The transcript has 2 exons. Gene Ontology annotation, biological process: RNA modification.